ACAACCGAGAGGGAGAAAGAGAGACAGAGACAGAGCACUAUUAUACGUUUGUUGUGACCCAACAAUAGUUUUGCUUAUCCCCAGCGUUUCAGGCUUCCUGGUACAGUCCCCUUUUCACCAGCUCUGACAGCCUCAACUUCACGCAGACACAUGGCACUGAGAAGAAUGAGCCGUUUGGAGGGUCUGAGGGCCAACUCAUCCCAGUUCAGUCUUAUGGGAGAGCCUUUCAGAAUCCUGGGAGGCUCCAUCCAUUACUUCCGUGUCCCCAGAGCCUACUGGAGGGAUCGGCUGCUGAAGAUGAAGGCCUGUGGCCUCAAUACUCUCACAACGUAGGCUUAGGUCUCGCUAUUUAUUGCCAGAGAAAGACAUAAGCAGUUAAGAUUAACUAUGUGCCUUGGAACCUGCAUGAACCUGAGAGAGGGACAUUUAUCUUUCAGGAUCAGCUGGACGUCAGGGCUUAUGUCAGUCUAGCAGCAGAGUUGGGUCUCUGGGUUAUCCUGCGUCCUGGGCCCUACAUCUGUGCGGAAUGGGAGUUGGGCGGGUUGCCAAGCUGGUUGUUACAAGACAAACACAUGCAGCUGAGGACAACCUAUCCUGGAUUUGUCGAAGCUGUCAGCCUCUACUUUGACAAGCUUGUCUCAGUAAUCAAACCUCUGAUGUUUGAAGAAGGAGGCCCAGUUAUUGCAGUCCAAGUUGAAAAUGAGUACGGCUCCUAUGCCAAAGAUGAUCAGUACAUGCCGUUUAUAAAGCACUGUCUUCAAUCCAGAGGGAUCAAUGAGCUCCUCCUGACAUCAGACAACUGGGAGGGCUUAAGAUAUGGAGCAAUGGAGGGUGUCCUGAAAACCAUAAACCUGCAGCGACUGUCAUUUGGAGCGAUCCAGCACUUAGCUGACAUGCAACCCCAGAAACCGCUAAUGGUGAUGGAGUAUUGGUCUGGGUGGUUUGACGUCUGGGGAGAACAUCACCACGUGUUCCAUGCAGAGGACAUGUUAGCUGUAGUGAGAGAGAUUCUGGACAGGGGUGUGUCUAUUAAUCUGUACAUGUUUCAUGGUGGAACCAGCUUUGGCUUCAUGAAUGGAGCGCUGGACUUUGGCACCUACAAACCUCAGGUCACCAGUUAUGAUUAUGACGCUCCACUAUCUGAAGCUGGCGACUGCACCACAAAAUAUCUACUCUUGAGGAAUUUAUUCAGCCAUUACCACUCUGAGCCCCUUCCUGAAGUGCCCCAUCUUCAGGAGAGGAGAGCGUACAACCCGGUCGCCAUCCAGCAGCAUCUGUCACUGUGGGACAGCCUGCUCCUCACUGAAAAACCAUUCAGGUCAGAGAGGCCAGUGAACAUGGAGAAUCUACCCGCUAACAGUAACCAUGGACAGUCAUAUGGCUACACACUCUAUGAGGCCUCCAUCGCCAGCGGAGGAGCCCUCAACUCUCAGAAUAACAUUAGAGACAGAGCACUGGUUUUUGUCGACCGACAGUGUAUUGGAAGUUUAGAUUACAAGACUCAAGAGCUUGCACUCCCAGAAGUAAAGGGAGAGAGGACACUGAGCUUACUUGUAGAGAACUGUGGAAGAGUGAAUUAUGGGAAAGCGUUGGAUGAACAGCGCAAAGGAAUUGUGGGAGACAUUUUGCUGAAUCAAAUCCCUUUGAGAGGAUUUACCAUCUUCUGUUUAGAUAUGAAGCCAGCGUUCAUGAAAAGGUUAACAAAUGCCGGUCAGUGGAAAUCCGACCUCAGGUCGGCCUCUGUUCCAGGAUUUUUCCAGGCAUGCCUGUAUGUUGAAGGGGCUCCCAGAGACACCUUUGUUAGGCUCCAUGACUGGGGUAAAGGAUCAGUGUUUGUCAAUGGACAGAACCUUGGACGUUACUGGUCAAUUGGUCCCCAACACUUUCUUUAUCUUCCAGGACCUUGGCUCAGGAGCGGAGAGAACCAGAUUAUAGUUUUUGAGGAACAAAAACCUGGUGACAAAAUGCACUUUGCAGAAAAUGCAGACCACGGAAAGACAAUAGAUGUCUACAAACUCCCCUUUUGCACGCUGCUGUGACCUGCACACACACACACACACACACACACACACACACACACACACACACACACACACACACACACACACACACACAAA
Betta splendens (Siamese fighting fish) is the source of this 2117-nucleotide messenger RNA. It is a transcript of the gene glb1l2, whose product is annotated as galactosidase beta 1 like 2. Bases 573 to 2039 code for a protein of 488 amino acids. Gene Ontology annotation, molecular function: beta-galactosidase activity. Gene Ontology annotation, cellular component: vacuole. Gene Ontology annotation, biological process: carbohydrate metabolic process. The transcript has 19 exons. Lineage: Eukaryota; Metazoa; Chordata; Actinopteri; Anabantiformes; Osphronemidae. The record is from RefSeq and is a predicted model, not a curated record.